GCGUCUUCUCCCCUUAAAAUACCGACGACUGCACGUCGGAGCUCUCAUCAAUGGCGGAUUACAGAACCGACCCCGAAGAAGAACCGCUGUUCUUAUCCUACCCCUACGCCCUCUACUUCAUCCAGAGCCCCGCCUCCUCCGCCGCCAACCAUCCCCCCUCCCCUCCCCUCGCAUUUGCACUCUCCGGCGGCGGCGCCGGCGGCUAUUCCCCCUCCCGCGGCUCCGACGACUCCUUCCUGAAGAAGCUCUACGACGAUGGAGAUGCCAAGGUCCGCCGUGGGGAUGGUCAUGGAGACUUCGAAGAGGGCCUUAACGACGGGGAUGUGCGUGUAGAUGAUACUCACCGGAGCUUCGAAUACUCCGGCGAUGAAGACGACGGCGGCGGGGGCGGCCGGAGAAAAAGGGGGUGGAUUCAGUAUUUCUCGUUCGGGUACUCAGAUUCGGGUUGGUGGAUCCUACUGCAGCUGAGCUGGAGGUUCUUGUUCAGCUUUCUCGUCGCCGUUCUGGUUUUCUACGCCGCCGUGAAGCCGCCGCCCCCCGCCGUCUCCGUUAAGGUCGCCAGAAUACGGCAGUUCCGGGUGGCGGAGGGGGUGGACGGCCGCGGCGUCGCCACCAGCAUCCUCACGUGCAACUCCACCGUCGCCGUCGUGAUAGACAACACCAAAUCGAAGCUCUUCGAUCUCCACAUCCACACCCACCCACCCCUCUCCCUCCAAAUCCUCUUCGCCAAUCUCCCUCUCGCCGCCUCCCAUCCCCCGCCGCCGCCGCCGCCUCCCGCCGCCGCCAACGACGUUACACGCUUAAUAUUAACCGCCGGAACAAAGAACCUCGCCGUGUACGGCGCCGGCAGAGAGAUGCAGGAGCUUCUGAAUUCCGGCAAGGGCUUGCCCCUGCAAAUCAGACUGAGCUUCACGUCCAGCUUCCAUGUCGUCCGCGGGAUGAUCGACCUGAAAUUCCGACACGACGCAAGCUGUCUCGUCGUCGUCUUCGCAGACAAGUACGAUCGGAGACGAAGGACACACCGUUUUAACAGCACGUGCGUCGUCGCUCGUCGGCCAUUGUAACCACCUUCGCCGUUUAAAUUACGAACCGUACGGCGAACCGGGUUUUUUUGGCUGUAUGUUUAUUAUGACAAAGAGGUAGUACAAACGACGUCGUAAUACGGAUUCUGUACGGACUGUUAUUUUCCUCCCCUCCCUUGUGAUAAAAUUCAGCUGAGUAGCUGAGUAAUGAUUAUGAGAUUAUUAUAUGUGUAUAGAUAUUUGGUUAAUAUUUUGAAUUUAUA
Andrographis paniculata is the source of this 1285-nucleotide messenger RNA. RefSeq lists its product as uncharacterized. The coding region runs from base 51 to 1064 and encodes 337 amino acids. The transcript is spliced from 2 exons. NCBI's taxonomy places the organism in Eukaryota, Viridiplantae, Streptophyta, Magnoliopsida, Lamiales, Acanthaceae. The record is from RefSeq and is a predicted model, not a curated record.